GUAUAUAUAGAUGGUGAAGGAACGGAGUACGUCGAUCCUCCUGGAAGCAAGAGGCAGGAGCAACGAAAAAGUCAAGCCCUAGCCUUCGUCUUCUCAAAAGAGAUGAUGCACUUUGGGUUAUCUUCAUACCAAAAUGCAGAUACUGAGCUGCUUUUGCAAUUCACAUGGACUGCAAGAAGUUUAUCCAGUUGGUGGAGGAGAAGAAAAAGAGGAUUCUGGAGAAGAAAGAAGCUCCUUUGAAAUGGGAACAGAAGCUAGAGGCUGCAGCAAAGGCGGAAGCUGAUGCUGCUCAAGCAAAAGAAAAGAAGGCAAAGCCUGCAAGACGGAAGCGAAAGUCUUAUUCUGAAUUCAGCUUAGUAGACAGCGACGUUAGUAGUGACAGGAGAAGAAAGACGAAAAAAUCUCACCGGAAACAUGCCCACUCAGAUUCAGAUGACAGUGAUCGGAAGAAGGAGAAGAUUUCCAGGAGAGACAAGAGAAGGACCCCAAGUCUGAGUGAUGACGGCAGCAAUGAGGAUGAAAGUGGAUCAGAGAAAGAGCGUAGAAGGAAGGAGGAGGGGCGUCACAGAAGGGCUAGUCGGCAUUGGUUUAGGUCAGAUUCCAGUAGUGAUGGUGAUGAGGAGGAAGUGAAAAAGCGUCACAGAUACAGGCGACAUUCAGUCUCGGGUGAUGUAGACAUGCCAGGGAGCAAGCAUAAUGGGAGAAGUAAAAACAGAAGGCAUCACCAUGAAAGGCCCGGCAGGGGAGAAAACAGUGCAUCAGCGUCGUCAAGUGAAGAAGAUGACAGGCAGGUCGGGAGAAGACAUCAUAAUUAUAGCGUCGACUCAGUGUCUGAUUCUGAUAAGAAAAGACAUCAUAAUCACUGACUGCAAUGGAUCAUUUGGCACAGACUCAGCAUCUGAAGGAAGAAAAUGAACAUUCAAAUGGGCAAAUCAAGAUAGAUGAUGGAGUGGAGAAUCAGACUGUGGAAAUUGAAAUUGAACAGGGAAUUCAUGAAUGAGAGCGACUAGGUGGAACAAUCCUGUCUUUAAGCAGUUACGUUCCUCAAAUUGAUGAUUUUCUGUUGCAAAUUCGUAGGUGAGGAUUCUUUAUUUGAGCUGAGGUGUGAAUGUUGUGACAUUCUUGCUCUGAGUUUCAUUUUACCGCU
This is a messenger RNA of Tarenaya hassleriana, 1147 nucleotides long. RefSeq names its product probable H/ACA ribonucleoprotein complex subunit 4. Bases 165 to 866 code for a protein of 233 amino acids. The record is from RefSeq and is a predicted model, not a curated record. NCBI's taxonomy places the organism in Eukaryota, Viridiplantae, Streptophyta, Magnoliopsida, Brassicales, Cleomaceae. The transcript is spliced from 3 exons.